AUGGACCACGCCUCCCCAGAAGGCCUUAAAGGCCGGAACCUGGAGGCCAUCCCUCUUUUUAUCCCAGCUGCUCCUCCACCUUCCAUUCCGCCAUGCCAAGGUCGUCCCGCCCCAGGCCACCACGUGUGGAUGUGCACUCCCCGAGGGUGCCUGUGUUCAGUUACUGAGGAAGAUUAUGCAAAGGACUCUAUACAUGCAGAGUUAAGCUGGAGUUAUAUAAGCAACAGAAGCUUAAAAACAAAGAAUCGUGUGAGAAAAUCUUGCUAUGUGAAUGAAGAUGAAGAUGAGAGUGGUGGCCCAGCCGCGGUCCUUCUCCCACAUCUACUCGUCUACUCGAGGCGUCAUGUUGGGAAUCGGGCAAACCCUGAUCCCAACUGCUGUCUUGGAGAGUUGGGGUUGAGCUUCCACACCACCGAAAGAGACCUUCGAGACGUGUUCUCUAAAUAUGGCCCCAUUGCUGAUGAGUCUAGUGUGUAUGACCAGCAGUCUAUGCGUUCAAGAGGAUGUGCCUUUGUAUUUUUUGAAAAUGUAGACGAUGCCGAGGAAGCUAAAGAGCGUGCUAAUGGAAUGGAGCUCGAUGGCUGUAGGAUCAGAGUUGAUUUCUCCAUUACAAAAAGACCACACACCCCAGCUCCUAGCGUGUAUGGGGAGACACGCCGUGGGGACUACUGUGACAGAGGACGUGAUGGAGGCUAUAGUGAUCGGGACGACUACAGGAGACCAUACAGAGAAGGAGGGGGUGGAGGAGGUAGAUGGAGAGCCGCUCAAGACCAGGAUCCAAUUUAUAGGAGACGGUCACCUUCUCCCUACUGUAGUCGUGGAGGAUACAGAUCAUGUUCAGAUCGCAAUCAUACUUGCCGCUAG
Molecule: messenger RNA, 864 nt
Organism: Echinops telfairi (small Madagascar hedgehog)
Lineage: Eukaryota; Metazoa; Chordata; Mammalia; Afrosoricida; Tenrecidae
Product: transformer-2 protein homolog beta-like
Biological process (GO): positive regulation of mRNA splicing, via spliceosome
Cellular component (GO): spliceosomal complex
Molecular function (GO): RNA binding
Source: RefSeq, a predicted model, not a curated record